Messenger RNA from Sphaerodactylus townsendi, 1696 nucleotides. It is a transcript of the gene POLR2C, whose product is annotated as RNA polymerase II subunit C. The record is from RefSeq and is a predicted model, not a curated record. Gene Ontology annotation, cellular component: RNA polymerase II, core complex. The transcript is spliced from 9 exons. NCBI's taxonomy places the organism in Eukaryota, Metazoa, Chordata, Lepidosauria, Squamata, Sphaerodactylidae. Gene Ontology annotation, molecular function: DNA binding; DNA-directed RNA polymerase activity; protein dimerization activity. Gene Ontology annotation, biological process: DNA-templated transcription. The coding region runs from base 405 to 1232 and encodes 275 amino acids.
AGCCACGGAUGCAGGCGAAACGUCAGGAGAGAAUGCUGCUAGAACACGGGCAUACAGCCCGGAAACCACACAGCACCUCAAUUAUCUGGAUGAAUUGCAGCAGCUUUUUGAUACGCUGUCAAUUGAUGCUGGAAUAAAAUUGCAGGGUGCCCCAUUUGCCUUGUAACACCCCCCCCUUCCUCUUGUAACCGCUGAAGGAGCAAACACGUGUAGGAGGAUGCCCCAGUGCCUGCAAGAAACAAGCGAAGCUUGAAAGGACAGAAAGCGAGCGAACCGGCUUGGUCCUCCCAGGACGCUGGGGGGCGAGAGAGAGGAGGCCCGCCGAGCCAGCCUUCGCUUUGCUUAUCCGGGAAGGCGGUUCUUCGCUCGCUUGCCUCCCAGUCUCGCCUUGCCGAUCCGGGAACAUGCCGUACGCCAACCAGCCCACGGUUCGCAUCUCGGAGCUCACCGACGAGAAUGUCAAGUUCAUCAUCGAAAACACCGAUCUUGCGGUUGCAAAUUCUAUCCGGAGGGUGUUCAUAGCUGAAGUUCCAACUAUCGCCAUUGACUGGGUACAGAUAGAUGCCAACUCCUCGGUGCUCCAUGAUGAAUUCAUUGCACACAGAUUGGGUCUGAUCCCCCUCACCAGCGAUGAUGUUGUUGAUAAACUGCAAUACUCCAGGGAUUGUACCUGCGAUGAGUUCUGUCCUGAGUGUUCAGUGGAGUUCACCCUUGAUGUCCGAUGUAAUGAAGACCAGACCCGCCAUGUUACAUCCCGGGACCUCAUCUCAAACAAUCCUCGAGUUAUUCCGGUGACAUCCCGGAGCAGAGAUAAUGACCCCAAUGACUAUGUUGAGCAGGAUGACAUCCUCAUCGUCAAGCUACGAAAAGGCCAGGAACUGAGGCUGCGGGCCUACGCAAAGAAGGGGUUUGGCAAAGAGCACGCCAAGUGGAACCCCACGGCAGGCGUGGCCUUCGAGUAUGACCCAGACAACGCCCUGAGGCACACAGUGUACCCGAAGCCAGAGGAAUGGCCCAAAAGUGAAUACUCCGAAAUCGAUGAAGACGAGGCUCAAGCUCCUUAUGAUCCCAACGGGAAGCCAGAGAGGUUUUAUUACAACGUAGAGUCCUGCGGCUCUCUUCGCCCCGAGACCAUCGUCCUCUCGGCCUUGUCUGGCUUGAAGAAGAAACUGAGCGACCUCCAAACCCAGCUGAGUCAAGAGAUCCAAAGUGACGUGCUGACUAUAAAUUGAUUCUGGUCCCUUUCUGGGCAGCUGUUACAUAAACAGAGGCAGUAUAAAUAAGACUGCUGACAUUGCGGGGAUGGGGGAGUAGCUGAGAUCCUUGAGUGUUGGAGCCACUUGCUUUCAAUCCUCUGGAGGAAUAUGAUGAAUGUUGCUCCCUCAAGCCGUACAUUUUUAAGUACUCCCAUAUGGAAACUGCUGUUUGCAAGCACAAGGAUCUGUUGUUCAGGCCAUUGAAAGGAAAGUGUGUUCCAUUCCCUCUGGAGGAUUCACUUUCUUGAUUACAGUGAACCUGGAAAUAAAUGCAAAACAGAUCCUCGUGUACACACAGACAUACUUCUUGUCCUCUGUCUUUCUCUGUGAUGGACUUGGGAUAAACAGCCUCUACAUGGCAGCUGCCCACGUUAUGUAAUUGAAGUUUGCUAACUAUUUUUGUUUGUUGUUGAACUGAAUAAAAGCCUUUUCCCUGGCUA